CACAAAUCGGUUACCAAAUGCCUGCAUUUGAACACAAUCCACCAAUUGUCCAUCAAAUACCGAGAUUAGACCUCAACAUACCAAUGGUCCAUCACAGAUUUGACCACAAUCUACCAAUGGUCCAUCACAGAUUUGACCACAAUCUACCAAUGGUCCAUCACAGAUUUGACCACAAUCCACCCAUGCUCCAUCAAAUACCGAGAUUUAACCAUAAUUCACCAAACAAUCCACCAAUGGUCCACCAUAGAUUUAAUCAUAAUCUACCAAUGGUCCGUAAUAGAUUUGACUACAAUUCAUCAAUGGUCCAUAACAGAUUUUAUCAUGAUCCACCAAUGUUUUACAACAGAUUUGACCGAAAUCAAUCAAUGGUCCCCCACAUGCCUAGAUUUGAUCACAGUCCACAAAUGGUCCAUUACAGAUUUGACCACAAUCCAACAACGGUCCAUCACAGAUUUGACCACAAUCCAACAACGGUCCAUCACAGAUUUGACCACAAUCCAACAACGGUCCAUCACAGAUUUGACCACAAUCCAACAACGGUCCAUCACAGAUUUGACCAUAAUCCACAAAUAGUCCCCCAUAUGUCUAGAUUUGAAGACAAUCCACAAUUUUUUCCCGAAAUGCCAAGAUUUGACCACUAUCCAACAACGUUCCGAGACAUGCCUAGAUUUGAUCAUAGUCCACAAAUGAGCCGGGAUAUGUCUAGUUUUGACCACAAUCCACAAACGGUCGACGAAAUACCGAGAUAUGACCAUAAUCCACCAACAAUCCAUAACAGAUUUGACCAAAAUCCAUCAAUGGUCCAUCCAACAUCUAGAUAUGAUAGUCCAUCAAUGUUCGACAACAGAUAUGACGAGAAUGUACAAGACGACUAUCACACGUCAACAAGAACUUGGAUGCUUCAAAUGCACGGAUGUUUUGAUUUGGAUGACGAAUAAAUACAUACAAAAUAAAUAUAUUUAAAUUAUUUGAUGUUUUAUUGUAGAAUUAUUGAAAAAAAAAAGAAAAAUUACCGUUAUAGCGAUAUCGUAGACAUUAAGUCGUUGUAACAGAUAUGUUGUAUUAAACGGUUUUCAUUAUAUUAUAGUUUUCUAUUUAGAAAUGGAAACUGAUAUUUGUCAUUAGUGCGUAGUCAAUUUAUUGAUGUGUUUUAAUUGAAUUUAAUGUAAUUCAAAAUGUGUUAAAUGUAAAAAGAUUUUUUACAUUUUCAAACUAAAUCUGAAAUGUAAAAUUACAACUUUGGUUUGUAAAAUUACAACUGUGACUUGUAAAACUUGCUUUGGAUAUGAUAACUAAUAAAGAUAACGUAUAAGUUUGUGUCUUGGUCCAUCAAAAUCAUCUAAAAGGUAAUAUUAGCUUAAGUUUUCAUUCACCAAACAUAUACAAAAACAUGUCUUCAAACAGAAUUAUGUUCGUGAAUAAUUCAAACUUUGGUUGAAAACAUCCAUCUCUUUCACACAUAUAGGUGUCCUCUAUAUCUGUCUCGCUCACAUCAAAACGUGUUUAAAAAAAAUUAUUGAUGU
Papilio xuthus (Asian swallowtail) is the source of this 1523-nucleotide messenger RNA. RefSeq names its product histidine-rich glycoprotein-like. Lineage: Eukaryota; Metazoa; Arthropoda; Insecta; Lepidoptera; Papilionidae. The transcript is spliced from 2 exons. The coding region runs from base 18 to 938 and encodes 306 amino acids. The record is from RefSeq and is a predicted model, not a curated record.